AUGUCCCACCGGCGUGUGCAAAGAUCACCCACAGGACAUGUUUUACUCCCUGCGUCAAACAACUCUAGCCCAGACUCCACAAAACCUCUAUUAAUCCCUCGCGAUGUCUUCUCCUGGACGUUUGGCCGUGGAACUGUCGUCUGGACAAUAUGGCCUGCUGUACUACUUCACACUGUAUUUGCAGUGGUUGUAACUUCCAUCUCCCUGGCCUCAAAGGUCAGUCUCGCCGCUCCACAAGUCAUGAUCACCGUGCUCGGUGUCGUUAUUGGCUUCGUAAUAUCAUAUCGUGCUAUGAGUGGUUACGACAGAUAUUGGGCUGGUCGAACGAGCUGGGGCGAUAUCAUCAAGACAUCGCGAGCGUUGACCAGGCUAAUCUGGAUCCAUGUUCCGUUAAAAUCUGAAAAGAGCUCCUCGUCCGAAGACAAGGUGCAGGUUGAAAAGCUCUUACGAGAAAAGCGACAGGCACUGGACUUAGUUGAAGCCUUUGCCGUUGCCGUAAAGCAUCAUCUUCGAGGUGAGACAGGCAUCUACUACGAAGACCUCUACCACCUCGUGAAGCCGCUGCACAAUCAUUCCCACUCGCCUCAUAUACAAAAGCCAUUACCCGCCCGUCCGGAUCAAAGUUCACCUCAAGUAGUGAACACUGCUGUCAACGUCUCCUCACCUCUAGCUACAACACACUAUGUUCCUACAUUACCUCGGGAUCCUGCUACUCCUGCAGUCAAUGAAUACGGUACUUUCCAUUCUGAGUCCUGCUACAAAUACGAUAGUUCCGAAAAUCCAACUCUCUUUUCUUCAACUCCAAGACACUCGUAUGGUCCUCGCAUACUCUAUGAGCUUGUUCCUUUUUCGUCACUCUUCGUUAUGCUCGAUUCGUCCCUUAGACAAAGUAGAAACCAACCUGCACAUUUCUUCCCACAUCCCGAUGACGAAGAUGCGGUGGAGAAAGAGGAGCUUAGGCGAUGGUAUGCUGGCCCAUGCGGGCGAAAAUUCAGGCCAAUUGUUCCAGGGAAGGGGAGAAACGUGCCUCUUGAGAUUUUGUACUGCUUAAGUGAAUGGUUAGCUGAUCUCGAGGGCAGAGGUACUGUUCCUGCGAGUCCGCUUGGAGGAAUGUACCUUUGUCUCACAGCAUUAGGGGAUAGUCUCACUGCUGUGGAGCAAAUUUUGACAACGCCUUUACCCUUUGUCUAUUCGGCACACAUCCGACAAUGCGUCUGGCUCUACCUAUUCCUCCUUCCAUUUCAGCUCAUCGAUCAAUUCGGAUGGUACACAAUUCCUGGAGUAUGUGUUGCUGCGUUCUUCUACAUUGGAUUUCUUGCCGCUGGAGAGGAGAUAGAGCAACCUUUUGGAUAUGACGAGAACGACCUCAAUCUGGACCUUUUUUGUCAUCAUAUCAUACAUGAAGAGAUUGAAGCUCUGAAAAGAAGGGACUGCAAAAACAGUCACAUUCCUAUGUAA
Molecule: messenger RNA, 1458 nt
Organism: Fomitiporia mediterranea MF3/22
Lineage: Eukaryota; Fungi; Basidiomycota; Agaricomycetes; Hymenochaetales; Hymenochaetaceae
Product: UPF0187-domain-containing protein
Exons: 12
Coding region: 1-1458 (485 amino acids)
Molecular function (GO): chloride channel activity
Source: RefSeq, a predicted model, not a curated record